AAUUAUAAUCAAAUUAAUCAUGAUAAGAUAAUGGAGAGUACUCUCAUACACAUUCCCUCUUGCUUGAAGGUUAGUACAAGUAAGAACAAAGAAGUGUGUAGAAUGGGUAGAGUGGGAAUCAUAGCCACUUAAUUUAAUAUUAUUGUUAUCAACUAGGAUUGACUUUCCUUCAAAACCGGAUGACAAUGGUAUAUUUAGGAGAAGAUUCCACGCUCCUUGCAGUAGCCAACUUGCAAUCCCUCCCUCCAUACUUCCAUACCCUAUUACUCCAUAUACAAGUAUGUAAAACUAUAUAUAAUCCUUAAUUAUGAUCUCUUCAACAUAUUUACCAGAUUCAAACACUCUCUAACUCAACUAUCUCUCCAUCAGCGGGCAGGAUGAGAAAAUUGGAGAUGAAGUUCUUUGCAAUCUUCUUAUUUACUAUUGUGAGCCUUGAAAUGGUGAGUUCGCAUGGAGACCAGCCUCUUUCGAAAGUUGCUAUUCAUCAGACCGUAUUUGCCCUUAGUGACAAGGCUUAUAUUAAAGCCUCUAAAAGUGUUCUUGGACUCAAGGAAGAAAAUAUGGAAUGGGUUGUUGUCAAAUUCAGUUCUCCUAACCCAUCAAACGAUGACUGGAUAGGAGUAUUCUCUCCUGCUAUUUUCAAUGCCUCAAAUUGCCCUGCAGAAAAUCCAGCAACACAUACACCAACACUAUGUACAGCACCUAUUAAGUAUCAGUUUGCAAAUUACACUAAUCCUAGGUACACAAUUACAGGAAAAGGAGAAGUAAAGUUUCAGAUAAUCAAACAGAGAUCUGAUUUCUCUUUUGCACUUUUCUCCGGCGGCUUAUCAAAUCCAAAGGUGGUGGGACUAACAGGUGCUAUAGCUUUUGCAAAUCCAAAUUCUCCUGUUUAUCCACGUUUAGCACAAGGAAAAAUGUGGAACGAAAUGACAGUAACAUGGACAAGUGGAUAUGGGAUUGAUGAAGCUGAGCCAUUUGUUGAAUGGGGUAAAAAAGGAGGAGACCACGUGAGAUCCCCUGCUGGGACAUUGACCUUUGACCGUAACAGCAUGUGUGGUGCGCCAGCAAGAACAGUUGGAUGGCGAGAUCCUGGAUUUAUACACACAAGUUUUCUCAAGGAACUGUGGCCUAAUACAAUGUAUUCUUACAAGUUGGGUCAUAAAUUUUCCGAUGGUUCUUAUGUAUGGAGUCAUGAAUACCAGUUCAAAUCCUCUCCUUAUCCUGGCCAAAAUUCCAUUCAACGUGUUGUCAUAUUCGGUGACUUGGGAAAGGAUGAAGUUGAUGGAUCCAACGAAUACAAUAAUUAUCAGCAUGGUUCUCUGAAUACUACCAAUCAGCUUAUUCAAGAUCUGGAGAAUUAUGAUAUUGUCUUCCUAAUUGGAGAUAUAUGUUAUGCAAAUGGAUAUCUUUCGCAGUGGGAUAAAUUCACUUCUAUGGUUGAGCCAAUAGCAUCAACUGUGCCAUUCAUGGUUGCUAGUGGUAAUCAUGAGCGUGACUGGCCUGGAUCAGGAUCUUUCUAUGAAAACUUGGAUUCAGGGGGGGAAUGCGGUGUCUUGGCUCAAACUAUGUUUUAUGUCCCUGCCGAGAACAGGGCUAAGUUCUGGUACUCAACAGAUUAUGGUAUGUUCCGAUUUUGUGUAGCUGACACAGAACUUGAUUGGAGAGAAGGGACUGAACAAUACAGAUUCAUUGAAAAUUGCCUAGCAUCAGUUGAUAGACAGAAGCAACCAUGGUUGAUCUUUCUUGCACAUCGUGUCCUUGGCUAUUCUUCUGGAGACUUUUACGUGGACGAAGGAUCGUUCGGAGAGCCUAUGGGCAGGGACAGUCUUCAAAAACUCUGGCAAAAGUAUAAAGUUGAUAUUGCCAUCUAUGGUCAUGUGCACAACUAUGAAAGAACAUGUCCAAUAUACCAGAACAUUUGCACCAGUGACAAGAAGAAUUAUUAUAAGGGUAGCUUGAAUGGGACAAUACAUGUGGUUGCUGGUGGCGGGGGAUCGAGUCUUGCGAAAUUCUCCUCAGCUACACCAAAAUGGAGUCUGGUUAGGGACUACGACUAUGGAUUCACCAAACUUACAGCAUUCGACCAUUCAAAUCUGUUAUUUGAGUACAAGAAGAGCAGUGAUGGAAAAGUUCACGACUCAUUCAGGAUAUCACGAGAUUACAGAGAUAUCUUGGCCUGCGCUCCUGAUGGUUGUCCAAGUACGACGCUAGCUUCUUAAGUCUCUUGGAAUACAAGUGCAAAUGUUUUUUCUUUUUUAUGUGAACAAAUCGACAAUAAAACUUCUUUUUGCAUAAAAAGCAAUACCGAAAUACAAGAAUAGCCUCUUAAAUAUUGGUGUAAAAUGGUCAUGCAGACGUUGGUGAUUAAAAUCGACAAAUUUUGUUAUGAACUAGAAUUUACAUUUAAGCCUCAAAUCCUUAAAAUACAUUAUCACAAGCAAUCCACAAAAUUAACUAAAUAUAAAACUGCUAAACUAUUUACUUUCAAAUUAAGCUAGCUAAUAAUUGGGAGAAAGCUCUUCUGAAUUUCAGUUCUAUUACUCGUGAAUCUUGGAUCCACUAUUAUUAUUCAUCAAAUAACAAAAAAAUUUCACAUAUCGAGCCAUAGUAUAAUAUAAGCAAGCAAAAAAGAUUUACCAAGGAAACUGCACACCUAAAAAAUUAAAGGUAUAGGUAUUCCAAGUAAAAUUGUGCAAGGGAGAAACGAACACCAGCUGCAUCUAUGCUCUAAAGAAUCAUGUUCACUAGCCUUGCCACCAGUGUUUUGAAUAAUCAAGGUCAAUAAUUAUACACAAAAUGAUUUUGUGCUAAAAUAAUUAGAAUGUCAUCCAUCAACUUUGGGUUUAUCAUCUACAAGAUUGAAAAUUUUGUAUCCUGCUCUGCAUCAGCAAUGUAAUAUUAGAUUUAAAAAGCUGACUAUAUAUAUAAAAUCCAAAGGAAAAAUGGUUCAACUGAGAUGAAGCUUAUUCUUGCUUAUUACGGGCAAGUGUUGCUCGAUGUCUGAGUUCUGCUCUCUUCCACCGAACAAUGAGAUGACACAAGGAAAAGAGUGUAUUGAUCAAAAUUAUGAUUGCAGUAAUGAGAAGAGGCCCGGACCAAAGCACAGAGAGGAAAACACCAUUUGGAUCAAAAUAGUUUUGGCCAGCGAAGCUCUUCCAGUUCUUUCCAAGGAAACUAUUGAGCCUCUCAGCAAGAAAUACACCACCCAAUGACAGAAGAAAGAGAAUCAUUUGAAAAUUCAGAUUUUUCCUUGAAGUAAUAGUAGUGAGCAGCACCAAAAAAUGGAAUCCGAGUAAGCCCAUAAGCCAAGGUUCCUUCCAAUCGAUGGCCUGGAAGAAACCGAUGAAAUUAUCGUAAGCAGGUCGAAGACCGGUACGGAGCUCGGCGGACAGUUUUUGAACAAGAUCGGCCAUUUGAUCCAUGUGCUCCUCCAUAGCGGAUCUCAGGUCAUCCAUGGUUUGGUUGUUGUUGGUAUUGGUGGUGAUUCAGAUCCAAACUGCAAUUUUUUUGACCAGAUCUUCCUCUUUCUAAGCCAGCUGCUUUUCUGAGAUUUGCUCUCACCGUCUCUUCUUCGC
Cannabis sativa is the source of this 3575-nucleotide messenger RNA. Its product is annotated as probable inactive purple acid phosphatase 1. The record is from RefSeq and is a predicted model, not a curated record. The transcript has 13 exons. Lineage: Eukaryota; Viridiplantae; Streptophyta; Magnoliopsida; Rosales; Cannabaceae. Gene Ontology annotation, molecular function: metal ion binding; acid phosphatase activity. Bases 378 to 2219 code for a protein of 613 amino acids.